CCCCGGCGGGCUCCGCGGAGCAUUGUACUCACAUCCGGGGCUGGGUUUUGCUUUAAUGCGAAACGUAAUUAACCCGGAAAAAAGAGCCGAGGGACGGGAGAGAAGGAGGGGGCACUGGGGGAGACCACAGCGAGGGGAGCGAGAGGCGCGGAGAGUUUGGCAGCCAGACCCAGAAAUCCCUGGAGCGCGGCGGACCCGGCAGCCGGAGGGGCGACCCCGCCUGAUGUAACGCGCCCCGCCCGAGCCCCGGCCCCUGCACGGGGGCAGCGAAACUUCUCUGCGGGUUCUGGCGCCGGGGCACCGACCCCGCAACGACUACCCGGGCUGCGGGAGGGGAGGAGAGCAGAGAACGUCCCCAGAUGCAGAAGCUGAGGCACACGAAGGUUAAAUAAUUGGUGGUCAUACAAUUAACAAGUAUCCAGAACUGGAAUUUGAAUGCAGGCCCCUGAUCUAAAGUUUGGGCUUAUCUCCUCUAUGGAUGUAAAGUGCCCAACGCUAUCCUGGGCAGAUAGAGCCUUGGAAAAGGUGAUGUGAGCAGAGCCCAGGAAUGCCUUAUGUGGAUCGGCAGAACCGAAUCUGUGGGUUUCUGGACAUCGAGGAGCAUGAGAACAGCGGCAAGUUUCUGCGGAGGUACUUCAUUCUGGACACCCAGGCUAACUGCCUCCUCUGGUAUAUGGACAACCCCCAGAGACAAAGUCUUGCUAUGUUGCCCAGGCUGGUCUCGAACCCCUGGCCUCAAGCGAUCCUCCCACCUCAGCCUCCCCAAGUGUUGGGAUUACAGAAUCUGGCAAUGGGGGCAGGAGCUGUUGGAGCUUUGCAGCUGACCUACAUCUCGAAGGUAAUGUUGACCUGGAACUCUGGGAAUUCAUGCUCCGUGAGCAUAGCUACCCCAAAACAGAAACCAAAAACUCCAUUUUGCUUUGUUAUCAAUGCCCUGUCUCAGAGAUAUUUCCUUCAAGCCAAUGACCAGAAAGAUAUGAAGGACUGGGUUGAAGCCCUGAACCAAGCCAGCAAGAUCACCGUACCCAAAGGUGGGGGCCUACCCAUGACCACUGAAGUUCUUAAGAGCUUAGCAGCUCCUCCAGCCCUGGAGAAGAAGCCACAGGUGGCCUACAAGACGGAGAUCAUUGGAGGGGUGGUGGUCCACACACCCAUCAGCCAGAACGGUGGGGAUGGGCAGGAAGGGAGUGAGCCCGGGUCCCACACCAUCCUUCGAAGGUCUCAGAGUUACAUCCCCACGUCAGGCUGCCGUGCUUCCACCGGGCCUCCCCUCAUUAAGAGUGGUUACUGCGUGAAGCAAGGGAAUGUGCGGAAGAGCUGGAAACGUCGCUUCUUUGCACUUGAUGACUUUACCAUCUGCUACUUCAAGUGUGAGCAGGACCGAGAACCACUGCGCACCAUAUUUCUUAAGGAUGUUCUCAAGACCCAUGAAUGUCUGGUCAAGUCUGGUGAUCUCUUAAUGAGGGACAACCUGUUUGAAAUAAUAACAAGCUCCAGGACCUUCUACGUACAGGCGGACAGUCCAGAAGACAUGCGCAGCUGGAUUAAGGAGAUCGGGGCAGCUGUCCAGGCCCUCAAGUGCCACCCCAGAGAAACGUCCUUUUCUAGAUCCAUUUCUUUGACCCGACCUGGAAGCUCCAGCCUUUCAAGUGGGCCCAACUCUAUCCUGUGCAGGGGGCGGCCAUCUUUGGAGGAAAAGAAAGCCCUCUGCAAAGCCCCCUCUGUGGCCUCCUCCUGGCAGCCCUGGACACCUGUCCCCCAGGCUGGGGAGAAGCUGCUUCCACCUGGAGAGACUUCAGAGGACUCUUUGUUCACGCCUCGUCCUGGGGAGGGCAGCGCUGCUGGGGUGCUGCCCAGCUCCCGGAUAAGGCACAGAUCAGAGCCCCAGCACCCCAAGGAGAAGCCGUUUAUGUUCAACCUUGAUGAUGAAAACAUACGGACCUCUGACGUGUGAUGGAGUACAGUGCCAUGGGAGGGAGGGAGGGAGGACUUGAGAGAAGGAGGCUGUGACUCAGUUUCUCUACCUUGUUGGAGGGUAGUCAGAGGCCUUUAUGUCACUCAUUCCUGUGGAUGCUCUUUGGGAGGGAGGGGCCCAUCCACCUGGCUGUGUGUGUGUGUGUGUGUGUAUGUGUGUGUGUGUAAUAAUGCAGUGUAUUUAAUUUGGGGAAGUCACUAGGUUAGAACUGUAGGCAUACUCAGUGGAGAGGAAGCUACCUAUUCUAACUAUUCUGAGGUCUUCCUGGAGAGGGAUUAUUUUAGCAGCUCCUCUCCAGAGGGGGCUGGAAGUCCAGUUUCACCACUGACCAAGUUUUAUUUCCUUGCCCUUGUUUUAGUUUUUUCAUUUUGUUUUCAGUCCAGGUGCCUCGCAGCUCUUUUGGAAUGGGCCAGCAUUAGUCUAAUUUUAAGCGCUGUGUGUUUUGUACCCUUGCAAACUUGCUUUAUCUUUCUUCUUGCUGUUGCCCUUUGAAUGAAGCCUUGUGUGCUUGCAUGAUCAGACCCUGUAAUAGGAUGAGUUUCCAUGUACUUAACAUGAAGUGAUACAAAAAGAAUCUAGAGAGAGAUACGUAUUUUUAAUGGAAUAGAAGCUUGGCAUAGAAACAUUGAUUUAGACGUUAUGAGUUGCUGGCCAGAGAUUCCUCAGAUAAAAGAACCUAGAAAAUUGAGUUUCGGGCGGGUGUGGUGGCUCACGCCUGUAAUCCCAGUACUUUGGGAGGCUGAGGCAGGUGGACCACCUGAGGUCAGGAGUUUGAGAUCAGCCUGGCUGACAUGGUGAAACCCCACCUCUACUAAAAAAUAUGCAAAAUUAGCCGGGCAUGGUGGUGCAGGCCUGUAAUCCCAGUUACUCAGGAGGCUGGGAUUCAUUUGAACCCAGGAGGUGGAGGUUGCAAUGAGCCAAGAUCGCGCCAUUGCACUCCAGCCUGGGCAACAACAGUGAAAGUCCGUCUCAAAAAAUAAAAGAAAAUUGAGUGUCCCACCCAAAUUUUAGGGCGUACCUCCUUCCAUUUGACAAGAAGAUGCUAUUUCCAGUGUCCCUGGGAGAAUUCUUCCAUCCAAUUUAUAUGGUGAAUUGCUGUCAGCGUUCCCUAAAGGAAGAGAGAACUUAGCUUAUUUCUGUCUGUAACUUUUAUCAGCUAGAUCAGUUAAUUGUAUUUUUAAAUUAAAAAUUAGUAACUAGAGGAAGAGACGAAGACAACUAUUUUUACCUGAGUAAAUGCUCUCCUCUUCUUGUGUCCAGAUCUAAUGCAGAGGUGAAAACACUUGAUGAGAAAAUCCUUUGUGGCUUGAGGGGAAUCAUGUUUCUUUCAGGACGUGUUGUUUCCCUGAAGUCUGUGUCACACUGAGAACUUUUUCUGACUGCACUGCUUUGGAGCUAUUCAUUUAAAUUGAGUUUGGCCUAGUUGUCCUGGUAUAAAACGGGAAAUCUACAUUGUUCCCUCUUUCUCUCCCUUCCAUCCCUUCCCCUGCCUUCCCUAUACACGCUGGUGUGCUUUUGCCCUCAGAAAUUCUUGGUUUGGGAGUUAUUUAUUUAUGAGUGAUCGAGGUUACGACACGCUUGGAGUGGCAUGAUUUCAAGAAGCCAUUCCAAAUUCUUAUAGCUCCUUCGCUCUGGUUUUACUCUCAUAUUUUCCCCAAGAAAAUUCUUUGGCUAUUCAAAGAAAGCACAAAAUAUGUGAUGUGGAACUAAUGAAAAUAGGAACUUUUGAGAUCUCUUUAAAUAUUCCCUGACUCACAGAAAAGAUAUCCUCUUUUGGUGUUUACAUUGUGAAAAUCUACCCAUUUAUCUCUCUCUCUCUCUCUUUUAAAUAAAUUAUCCGAUAGGUUACUAUUGCUAAAUUAAUUGGCCAUUAUAAUAAGCUGAUUUGUUUCUUAUUCAGCAAGAUCUCUUUUGAGAAUGUGUCAAAUUAAACAUACUUAGAAUCCAUAUGGUAUUAUCCUGAUAAAGGGAAACGAGGACACUAAGACUGUCAAAUGGAAAUCUUCUUGUCAAUUGGCAAACACUUGGGAAUUCCACGUUAGAGCAUUGCUUGUUUUUUUUUUUUUUUUUUUUUUUUUUUAAUUUUUAAAAGACAGGAUCCCACUCUCUUACCCAGGCUAGAGUGCAGUGGUGUGAUCAUAGUUCAUCGUAACUUUGAAUCCCUGGGCUUAAGCAAUCCUCCCAUGUUAGCUUCCCAAGUAGCUAGGACUACAGGGUUGUGCUACCACGCCUGGCUAAUUUUUAAUUUUUUUGUAUGUACAGGGCCUGGCUAUGUUGCCCAGGCUGUCUCAAACUCCUGGGCUCAAGUGAUCCUCCUGCUUUGGCCUCCUAAAGUGCUGGGAUUACAGGUGUGAGCCACUGCACCUAGCCAGAACAUUGUUAAUGUAGUUCAAUAUGAGAUAAAUUAUUAUCUUCAAUGAAAGAAGCUCUAAAAGCAUUCUCAUUCCUAAAUUGUAUUUCAAACUUCCUAUUUUGUUGAUAUUUCUUAACUUCGGGCCAAUUUUAAACCAUAAUCUUUUAAUGUGAACCAAAGAUGGUACAUAUUUGACCAAAGCAGUUAGUUUUAAAUGUAUAAAAUUGAACCAAAUGGAAAAAAUAGGGUGGGGAUGCAGUAUAGAUUAGUGACUAAGUGCAUAGGCUCUGGAGUAAAUCUGAGUUUUUUUUUUUUAAAGGAACUAAAAAAUGUACUGCAUUUUCUUUGUGGAAUAAAAGCCUUGCCUGAGUUGUGCUAUUUUCAUAAGGCUUUUGAAGUGGUCUUGACCCACUGUGUGUAACAGUAUUUCAGGUGGUCUUCCCCAUGGCUGAAUAAUGCCAUCCAUUAUUCUUUAAUUUUUAUUUUUAGAAACAGUGUUUCACUGUGUCACCCAGGCUGGAGUGCAGUGGCCUGAUCAUGGCUCACUGCAGCCUGGACCUCCUGGGCUCAAGUGAUCUUCCUGCCUCACAGCCUCCCAAAGUACUCAGAUUAUAGGUGUGAGCCACCAUGCCUGGCCACCAUCUAUUACUUUUGAAAGCUUCAAAAGACUUGCUUACUCAAUGUCAGCUGAUGGUUGGUAAAAAUAAUUUGGCCUUUAGUGUUCAGUGAGACAUCAUAAGGGUAUUGAGGCAUACAUUAUGGAGAUUGAUGUCAGGUCAGAAUAUUGGAGUUAUACAUCUAUUUCUGAGUUGAAUACUCAGCUCCCACGAGAAAGAAGGUAGUUUUAAGGUCCAGCUUCUUAGUCUACUUGAAGCAAAUUUUUUUUCUUUUCUAUUUCUGAAUAUAAAUAUACUCUUAUAUGGGCUAAAAGGACCCCAUGAAUAAAUAGCAGGUUCAGUAGUUGAGGAGUGGAAUUUAGUAGGUUUGUUUUCAGUGUAAAUUAGAUAACAUAUGUGGAGGUCACAGCAUUUUGGAAAUUGAGUGUCCCCAAGUGAGCUUUGUUUAUAAACUUUCGAAAUGUCGGAAAUGGACAGGUUUGUUAAAUCUUGUCUGCCAGCACCCUUUUCUUCCUUUGUUCCUUUUCCUCUCUGUGUUAUUGCCUGCGGCAGCCAGUCCUUCAUACUAGAUAGAGUUCAGAUAAAGCAAAUGUUUGGCAAAAACACACUGUUUGACCUCCUCCUCCUCUGCUUAUGAAGGGGUAGCAUGAUUCUGUGUUUUAAAGCAGUGAUGUUUCAGCUGUGAAAUGCACUCGCUGUAAGCUUUAGGCUGAGUGCAUGGAAACUGUUAACGCUUCUCAUUUUAUGUGAUCUCCUAAUUGGUAUGUAGCAAAAAUUUUCUAAAACCGUUUUGUGGCUUAUUUUGUAAUAAAACCAUGUGAAAUACUGAAA
Molecule: messenger RNA, 5776 nt
Organism: Symphalangus syndactylus (siamang)
Lineage: Eukaryota; Metazoa; Chordata; Mammalia; Primates; Hylobatidae
Gene: PLEKHA2
Product: pleckstrin homology domain containing A2
Source: RefSeq, a predicted model, not a curated record